AUGUUCGCAAAUAACUAAAUUAGUGAUAAGCCACACAACUUAUGUUAGCUCCCUCGCUAAAACCAUCGAUGCUGCUAAUAUAGGCCAUUUCCGGUGGCUCAGCCGGCCAACUAUUCAAAACAAAAGAUAAUUGAUCGCAGACUAUAUUCUUACAUUCCAAUAACAGAAGACUGAUUAACUUUUUAAACCGUGGAGAAAAAUGGCUUGGCGUUUUAAAGCCUCCAAAUACAAAAAUGCGGCACCAAUCGUGCCUAAACCAGAGACUUGUAUUAGAGAUAUUUGUGUCGGGUCAUAUCAGACUUAUGGGAACAAUAUUUGCGCUUCGGCCGCCUUUAUGGCGUUCAACUGGGAGCAUGUGGGGUCCAGCAUGGCCGUGCUGCCACUUGACGACUGCGGACGGAAAAGCAAGACCAUGCCGCUGCUCCAUGCACACUCCGAUACCAUAACCGACAUGGAGUUCUCUCCAUUCCAUGAUGGGUUACUGCUGACUGGAUCCCAGGAUUCCUUGGUGAAAGUCUGGCACAUCCCCCCAGAAGGGUUGAAAGAGUCUCUCUCGACCCCAGAGUGCACUCUAUCCCAGAAGCAAAGGAGGGUUGAGAACGUUGGCUUCCACCCCGUGGCUGAUGGGCUUAUCCAUGUAGCAUCAGGCCAUGAACUGGCUCUGUGGGACUUGACUAAGCAAAAAGAAGCUUUUGUAAAUAGAGACCAUGCAGAAGUCAUCCAGUCUACGUCAUGGAAAAAAGAUGGCAGACUGCUAGCAACCUCGUGCAAGGACAAGAAAGUCCGCGUGAUCGACCCGCGCGCCGCCAGCCCUAUUCUGGAAGUGGCCAACAGCCACCAGAACAUCAAGGAUAGUAGGGUGGUUUGGCUCGGAGAUCAGGACAGGAUACUUACUACUGGCUUCGACUCGGCCCGCCUUCGUCAGAUCAUGAUCCGCGACAUCCGCAACUUAUCUCAGACCCAGAAAACUUUAGAACUGGACUGCUCCACCGGCAUCCUCAUGCCUCUUUUCGACGCUGAUACCAACAUGCUGUUCUUGGCUGGGAAAGGGGAUACGACCAUACUGUAUAUGGAGCUGACGGAUCGGGAGCCGUACCUUAUUGAGGGGCUGAGGCAUUCUGGCGAGCAGACCAAGGGCGCGUGCCUAGUUCCGAAGCGUGCAUUACGCGUGAUGGAGGGCGAAGUAAAUCGUGUGCUGCAACUCACGGGCUCGUCCGUCGUGCCCAUCAUGUACCAGGUGCCCAGGAAGAGCUACCGCGAGUACCAUGCUGACCUGUACCCUGACACAAGCGGGUGCAUGACGUACCUCAGCGCGCCCAUGUGGCUCGAUAACCAGGACUACCCUGUGCCGAACAUCUCGCUGCACCCUAACGCCAACAACUGUACCCAGGUGCACAGAGGUAAUCUAGAAGAAGUGGUGAAAGCAGUCCUAGCGAUGCCUCCUCCAAAGAAGACUGAUACCAAAAAGGCGACCACGCCAGCGCAAAUUGAAGAACCUUCCAAACCAGUUCAGAAAGCACAACCGACGCCCGAACCAAAAGACGAAGACCGCAUUGACUUUGUCAACGUAAAAGACCUAAUCAAAGGCAUGGAGCGACAGAAGAAUAAAGAACCAACCACAGAUGUGAAAGAGACAAAUGGCUUCCACAAGAAAAUCACCGACAAUGGGCACGAUUACGAAAAAAAGACGGAAGAUGUCGACACUGAAAAGAGCGACGCGAGUGACUGCACCGAAAAGACGGAGAAGACCGUUGAAAAGACUGAAAAGACUUUCGAAAAGACUGAUAGUUCGGAGUCUACUGAGUCUUCUUUGUCGCGGAGUAAUAGUUUGAUUAACGGCGUUCAAGUGCCGAAGCCGCUGCCUCGAUCUUCGAUUUCUGAAGCGAGUUCUGUAGAAGACCAUUCCGAGGUGCCCAAACCGAAGCCCCGGACCACUGCUGUGCCUAUUUCUGGCUAUAAGCCUCGUCUCGGUCCCAAGCCGUUCUCAGCGUCGACUGGCAACGAGGAAUUCUCUUUCGACAAGGUGUUCUCAGUGCCGGCUGUGCCUGGCCUACCCAAAUCUGACUCUGCAACGUCCCCUCUCUCGGGACCCACGGCCACUACUCCUGUAUCUACUCCACCGGUCGUCAAAGAGCCUGUUGAGGAGAAAGAGAAGUCUCUCUCGCCGACUAGCGACGUAGACGUGGCUCCUAAUAAAGAAGAAUAUACAAACGGAAAAUCGGACACGAGCUUAGAAGAAGAAGUCAACUCUUCCGAUUCGGGGUACCGACCAAAGACACCGAGCACUGCUGAGAGAAGAAAGCUUUUCGAGACUACUGAUGGCAACAACCAAUCCAUAGCAGAUCGCCGCCGUGCUUACGAGAUGCGAUCUGUGAGCGUUGCAGUCGAAUCUGAGACCCCGCCCUCUCCCGCUCCGCUAAGACGCAGAGACUCCUUGAAGUCCCGCAAGAGUCCCGACCGUGAAGACAAGAGAGCAUCAGUCCCCAAUGUUGCCACAAAGAGGACUUCUACUGUGUUCGGUAAAGUGUCAAAGUUCCGUCACUUGAAGGGCACGCCCGCCCACAAGUCGCUGCAUGUGGAGAACAUCAAGAACAUCAGCAGACAGGUUUCUGGCGAGUGCAAUGGUUUCUAUGCUAACGGCGUCCAUUGCGCCGUUCCUCUCAGCGGGGGCGGAGGCCGCGUGGGGAUCAUCACCAUGCCCCUGGGGGCCACCCGCCGCGCGCGCGGUGCACCCCCUCUGCCGGGGGGCAUGGUGCCCCACGCGUUACUGCACCCCGCGCCGCUGCAGGACUGGGCGUGGGACCCCUUCGAUGACGAUCGCCUCAUGGUCGCUUGUGACGACGGGCUGGUGCGCGAGUGGAUAAUAGAGGAAGGCGGUUUACUAGAAUCAUCCAACGAACCGGAGCGCACGUUCGCCGCUCACCCGGACAAGAUCUACCUGAUCCGUUUCCACCCGACGGCUUCCAACCUGCUGACCACCGCUGCUCAUGACCUGACCAUCAAGAUUUGGGACCUGACCCCUGAAGUUCCAGUAGCGGCCAUUACCUUGACUGGACAUGGCGAUCAGAUAUUCUCCAUUGACUGGUCGCCGUGUGGCGAGUACUUGGCUACUGUGUGCAGGGAUGGAUUGAUCAGAAUAUACAAGCCGCGCGCAUCGACGGAGCCUCUCCGCAGUGGGCCGGGCCCAGCGGGCAGCCGCGGCGCGCGCGUCGUGUGGGCUCUCAACGCCACGCAUCUCGUCGUCACCGGGUUUGAUAAGGUGUCAGAGCGCCAGAUAUAUCUGUACAAGGCGUCAGAUUUGUCAGCCCCGAUCUGCACGGUGGGACUUGACGUGUCGCCUGCGAUCCUCCAGAUACACAUUGACCACGAUUCAGGCACUCUCUUCUUGACUGGACGGGGUGACUCCACAAUCUACUGCUACGAAGUGACGUGUGAGCCUCCAUACGUAUGCGCGUUGUCGCAUCACCGCGCCAUGACUUUACAUCAAGGUAUCGCGUUCCUGCAGAAGAAUAUAUGCGCUGUUGAAAAGGUUGAGUUCGCGAAAGCGUUGCGGCUUACAAAUGGUACCAUUGAACCAUUAUCAUUCACGGUGCCUAGAAUAAAGAGCGAGUUAUUCCAAGACGAUCUGUUCCCACCGACGCUGGUGACGUGGGAGCCGUGGCAGAGCGGCGCGGACUGGCUGGCCGGCCGCCUCGUGCCGCCGCGCACCGUCAGCCUGCAGCCGCCCGGCAUGGAGCCUCUGUCCGCGCAUACCACUGUAUCACCGGUGGCCCGCGAGCCGCGUGAGGCGCAGAAACCGAAGCCCGACCUCAUCCGCUCACACACGCCGCUCGACGCCAAGCAGAAGCAGGAAAACAUAAUGAAGUCCAUGAGCGCCAAAAUGGCGGUGGAUUUGAAAUUGGAACAAGACAGCAUGGAGGGCGUGGACGAAACGGAGUGGGACCAGUGAGGCCGGCGCGUGCAAUUCCACUAGUUGUAUCCUAAUCGAUUGUAUACCGAUUACCUUAGAUUCGAUGUAUCGACUAACCAUUGUCUCAUUCGAUGAUUAAGUUAACAGAUCAGACUAUUGAAAUUGAUUGCAGAAAGUUCAAUAUAAAAUUCAGAAGAGUAAUGAUUCCCGUAUUCGAUUAGAGAUUAUAAUUUCGAUGGCUUACAUUUCCUAACUCUUAGAUUGUCUUGCAGAAACAUAAAGACAGUGUGAUUUAAUGGGUAUAAAGAUACUCUUUAUAUCAUAUCUGAUCUUAGUUAAUUUAAUCAUCAAAUGGACUGGGUAGUGCUGAUUUUGAAACUCAUUUUUUGAAAAUUAGAUUUUGAGAAAUGAGUUUAAAAAUCAACUAAACUGUAUAAUACUUAUUAUUGUAAUUUUGAUAUCGAACCGAUAUUUUAGUCGAUUUAUAUUUAAAACGAUCGAUUAGUUAUUAGACCGGACGAGUAGGACCUGGUUGAUAUUAAUAAAAUAUCGACUACAUUGUCGAUUUCGUAACGUUAUACCGAUGUCGCGGGGCUUAAAUCGAUUGGCGUUUCGAAUGAUCUCUCGGUGGCUUCGUCCGUUAAGAUUUUUGUACGGAAAAUCGGCAAAUCUACUAACAUAUUUCCCAAAAGCGCCAGCAUAGAUAAAUCGUGGAUUUUCUGAAAGUAUUUUUAUACUUUUCGUACUAGAAUACGUCGAAUAUUAUGUUUUUAAGGCGCACAAUGCAAUAUCGUUAGUAGAUAGGCCAGAACUACAACUCAAUAUCUGAGAUUCCAUUUACACGAUAAGAUUUUGUAAAAUUAAAAAUAAGGACGCUUCAUUCCAUUUGUGUUGUACGAAAUGUGUUCGUGAAUACGGCCAUUGGAAAUUAUUGUCCCAAGCUGUUCGAAUGUUUCACACAUUUUGACAAUGCAUCGUAUUCGCUUCGAUUCCAUAGGCCUUACAUAGUCCUAACAUAAGCUCAUGAUUCGACCAAGCCAUCUAACAUUUACUUCACCUGGUUUAUAAAAGUUAUUUAUUACAUUCCAUCGAAAACACUAAGUUAUUGAAGCAAUAAGUAUUAAACUUUGUAGAUACUCAAAAUCACAGAACGAGGCUAAUGAAUACAGGUACGCAAUACUCUUUAGUUUUCAUAAUGUUUACCAAGUUGUAUGUGUUAGGUAAAAUGCAAUAAUUUAAUUGGUAAAUCCCUCCGUCCUUCGACAAUUUUAUCAAUUUUUCCAUGUGUAAAUUAAUAAUUUAUCAGGCUUUGCGUCGUAUCGUAUAGUGUAAAUGACCUAAAAUAUGUUAGGCCAUUUACACAAUAUGGUAUUGUAUGUUGAAAUGAUCUCUUUGGCUCUCUGCUUUAAAUUUAAAUUUUAAAACGUGAGUAUUUAGUUCGAUAUUCAUCUAUGUUGUAUUCUAAUAUAAAACGUUUGACAUUGUAUUGGGUGAUAUAUUUAUUUUGUUUGACAAACCAUGAUCACACAGCAGUAUUUCUGAUUCUCAGACAUUCUCUGACUUUAAAAUAAAUACAGUAGCUCUUUCCUAAAAAGAACUAAAAAAAUCGAUGCACAAGUAAUCAAUCUUAAAGAUAAAUAUUAUCUAUAAUUUAAUUUAACUAAUCAAUACACAACCCUAUACCCAAUGAACACAUAUUUUAUAGAACUUUUUCUGGAGUAAUUUAAAUAAAUGUCGGUAUAAAACUAGCUUACAUAACAUUUAAAUCCUAGUUGUGACAUAGGUACUGUAUAAUAUUCACAAGUAUACAUGUGGUGCGAUUCUUGUAUAUUACCGAUAUUAUUUAACAGUCAUUAAAUUGUGUCAAGAUAAACAAUGUGCAAAGAACGACACACUGGGGGUCAAUUUUAUUUUAUUAAAAUUACCGCAAUAUAUUUACGAAUAUAUUAUUAUUUUUACACACAGCCUCACCUCGAUUGUUGGAAGUCAAAUGACCAAUACGAAUCGCGGAAAUCUUUUUCGUAUUCGAUUGAUUAUUUUAUUUCUAUGAUAUUGGUAUGCUGUAAAUUGAUUCACUGUGUAUAUAAAGUAUCAGGCUGAAAUGACGUUCAAACAAAAUAACAUGGUAUUGAAUAAUAGACAUUAUGUUACAAGCGAUAAGGAUAAUAAAUACUCUCAUUAUUGUUUGAACGUCACUUUAGCCUAAAUCCAACGACUACAUUAAUAUGCCUAUUUAUUAUUUGUACGUUUCUAGACAAGUUUCUAAUUCAAUACGGUUAUAAUAGACCCCUACAGAACCGUGAUCUCGAUGUUACGACCAAACUUAGCGUACGCAACCGUGCUCACUCGAUGCUCACUUUAUAAUAUUGUUUUACAACAGGCGAGGUUGGUUCACAUAUUAUUAUCUAUGCAAUAUUGGUUAAAGUUGCUUAAUUCAAAAUCAAUUCGAAAAUUGAUAAUUUUAGGCCCGUAUUAUGAAACAACGCUGAGAAUUCGCUUCAAUCACAAUCAUACAUUUUGUCCUGCGAUUGAUCUAAAUUCUAAACUGAUUUACUUUUGGUUACGGUUUUAAUUUUGGGGGUCGUUUUGUAAUGUGGAUCUUGGGGAAGACGUGCACUUAGAAUGACUUUGGACUUACUAAUUAUUCUUCGUUGAUUAUUGUGCCUAUUAUUGUUUUACCCGCAUUCUACAAACUAUGUUUCUACUAUAGCUAAAUUGUUUGAUUGUAGUUCGAUUUGUUCCGUAAUUUAACCAAUCAGUUAAAACAUCGUUGGUGACUGUGGGCGUUAACCUCGCCUGUUACAUUUGAUUGUUCUCACACGCCAUAUAAAUGCAUUUAUUUAUAAACUUUGUAUGUAUUAAAGAUAGUGUUUGUACUUUUAUUUGUAUCAUAAGGAAACAUAGGGUACUCAUACUUAUUAGGGAAUUGAGGUUAAAAUGUAAUCAUUGUAUCUAUAGUGCUCAUUAAUACAACUGUUUUAGGGUUAUUGCAAGUAUGUAGGAUGAAAAAUGGCCAGUUUUUCAAUUUGUAAAAUGAAUAUGUAUAUUAUAGUCUGGUCCGUGAGCACGUAGAAUUUUGUCUAAUGACCCCAAGCUACCCGUCCUUAUGCGCGUAAUUAUGUUGCUAUCGCGCUCGCACACUCACUGCGGGUGCCAGUCGCACAGUCGCGACAGCAAUAUAACGCGCGAGCGAUAAGGAUGGGUAGCUAGGGGUCAUUGGACAAAAUUCUACGUGCUCAAGGACCGGGCUUUAAAAAGAUCAGUUGUUGACUGAAAUAUAUGCUCAAAAUUUUCAAAUUUCCAAUCUAUAUUUUUAUCACUUACAAUCGUGUUAAUGUAAAAACAUAAUACAUAUUUAGACAACCUCUAGCACGUUACUUUAGUUCUUUCAAGGAUUCGUGAGGGUGCUCAUUCAAUGGGUGCGUUCACGUGUAAUGUAAGAUUAGAUUUUGAACUUUUCAUGGAAACAUGUACGCUCAAAAUAGAAUCUUACAGAUACAGGAUACAUUACACAUGAUUGCUCCAAGUGAAUGGGCACCUUAUCAUUGAACUUUUUUGUUUAAAAUAUAUCGUUCAUCCUACGUAUUUGUAGUUAUUCUAGAACAUGUAUAGAUAGAUAUGCUCGAGAUUAGUACCGCUAGUGGAUGCCAUAAGACGACACGUUUUGCUCAAAACGCCAAAGAGUUUGUUUUCUUGUCAACAUUUGAAUUCUUUAUUUACAAGUUGAAAUAUUUGAAAAUUUAAUGUAAAUUUUUAGUGGACGUAGAAUCGAUUGGUGUCGAAAUUAACCACUCGCUUAAUUUCGGAGAGCUACGAGCUAGUUCAUGAUUAAAUAACAUCAUGUAUGGUACGUACAGACUUAUCUUAUGACGUAUCUCUAAAUUACAGUUUUUCAAAUGACACUAAUUGAGUGGUCUAAACAAACGUUCUCUCAAUAGUCUCAUGUAAAUAUUAUACAAAGAAAUGGCUCUCAAAAUAUUCUUUAUAGUGGUGACACAAGCUAUUUAUACCUAUCUCUAUCGCACAUUAUUAUACUGAUAGAGGUGUCAAGUAAUUACGAAUGGAAUCUCAUAAUUUAAAAAAUAAAUUGGAUAAGUCCUUAGGUACAUCAGUGGGGCUAAAAACCACGAACUCCGAAAUAUUGCCCUCUCGCUUACACUUAUUAACGCGCGAGCAGGACGAAAUGGAGUUUCAAUCUUUCUAAUUACUUAAUAUUACUAAUAGUUGUAAUUUUAUUCGCUAGUCAAAAAGUUAUCCUUUAUAAAGUCUUAAAUAUGUCUAAAUGUAUUAAACAUUAUUAUUUUAUAGUUAUGAUUUGUGUAAUUAUUUUAUUUAAGUCGUAACCAAUUUGGUGUAUAAUACUACAAUAUCGAGAAGUAUACUACAAACUCAUUAUAAAUGAAAUGUAAGUUUUCUAAAUGAUUUAAUCACGAUGUAAUUUAAUUUAGCGGCGUAUAAAGCACACGUAUUCAUAUCAAGUAUUGUCAUUUGUCACCUAAUCACUGUAUUACAGUAUAUUUUAAGGGUACGCACCUUUGGUAACCAGUAAGUACUGAAUUUUCGAGGAACGUUUAAAAUGAGUGGAUGAGAUUUUUUUGUAUUCUAAAAUGAAUUAUUUAUAUGAAUGUUAUGUGUAAAUUUUAAAUGAAGUUUGGAAAUAGUCUGAUAAUAAUAAUAUGCGCACAUUUUAUGGUAUUUGGAACAUUUAUAUGAUGUCAAAAUAAUAUGUUUUUGAUCUAGAAAAUUUCAAGAUAACGUUUUUGAAGUGAUAUUUUUGUUAUUUGGUAAUUUCACGGUUCCGAACACCAUAAAAGUUCGUAAAAGCACAAAUAGAUUUCAGCGUUGGCUUUCAAACAAACCACUCCCGCACCAUAGUUGUGAAGUGACAAUAAGUAAUUCAUUUCCAAACCCCACACCUUACAUAAUAUACAAUUUUAUUGCAUUUUUUUCGUGUUAUUAUUAUUAAUAUAUUUGGAAAAGCAGUGCCAAUAAAUGCAUUUAAUAUUUGUAUACAAAAUUGGCAUAGUCAAAGUAAUUUUAUUACUAGGAAAUCCAUGAAGUCUGACCAAAAGUGAAAUGUAGAUUCCAAGUUAAUAUAUGCCACAAAAAUGCGACCAAAAGUUGCGAUUUUUCAUAUUUAGCUUUUGCGUAAAAUGAUUGCUGCUGCCGGCGAAAUUGGAUGAAACUAGAAUACACGUGCAAUCGUUACUGGUUUGGUUGCAUCUCUGUGGCGAUUUAACAGUGAGACCCUACCCAAAGGUUGUUUAAUUGACAGGGUGUCAUUUGAUGACCAUUUUGUGAGCAUUUUGGUCUGGCUGCCGUAACAAACCAGAGUGUGACUAUUUACCAUUGGCCGCGUGUAACAUAGAUCCCCUGAUUGUGUGAGUGCGUGUAAUUUAUGUAUUUCGGAUGUAGGACCUAGUGUAAGGCUCAAUAUUUGGAGAUAUUUUUAUUUUGCAUUUUUUUAUUAAACUCUUGCUAAAUUUUCA
Ostrinia furnacalis (Asian corn borer) is the source of this 9399-nucleotide messenger RNA. RefSeq names its product coronin (gene pod1). Gene Ontology annotation, molecular function: protein binding. NCBI's taxonomy places the organism in Eukaryota, Metazoa, Arthropoda, Insecta, Lepidoptera, Crambidae. The coding region runs from base 200 to 3949 and encodes 1249 amino acids. The transcript is spliced from 24 exons. The record is from RefSeq and is a predicted model, not a curated record.